CUCAUGCCCAAACCCCGAAGCGGAAGCCCCCCGACCCCAAACCUCGCAAGCGACCCCAGUAAUGGCGACCAAGGCGCUAUCCGUCUCCUCGCUCACCUCCACGGCCUUUGCCUCCUUUUCCUUGCCGCGGCCCCGCAGGCCUUCACCUUCGCCUCCCCUCCUCCGCCUUCUCGGUCCUCGCCCCCGCGCCUCCACUCUCUCCGCCGCCGCUCCCGACGACGAGGACGGCGUCGACACCGUGGAGCAGCUCCUCCACCCACGCCCGCCUGAGACCUCAGCCCCCGCCGGAUCCCGCGGCCGGAUCGACCGCCUCAUGAAGCUCCAGCGCCGCGCCGACGGCGACGCCGUGCCCGGGGGGCGGAGGAGGUGGUUCCCUUACCUGGACGCGUUCCGGCCCGCGGCCGGGGGCGCGGAGCUGUCCAGCGGGGAGGUCAUAGAUGUGCUGGAGCCGCACAUCCUAGAGGCGCGGCGGGACCGGAUUCGACAAGCCGUUGGCAACCGGAGCUACGCCGUUUGCCUCGUGGUGGAAGGCCUCUCCGACUUCGGCAACGUCUCGGCCGCGUUCCGCUCCGCGGACGCGCUCGGCGUGCAGUCCGUGCACGUCAUUUCCUGUGAUAGCAGCAAAAGGUAUAGAGACAACAGGCAUGUGAGCAUGGGUGCUGAGAAAUGGCUUGACAUUGAGAUAUGGAACUCACCUGCAGAAUGUUUCAGUGCAUUAAAAAAACGCGGUUAUCGCAUUGCGACCACUUAUUUGGGAACUGAUUCGGUUUGUGUGUAUGAUAUGGAUUGGUCUCAACCAACAGCUAUUGUUGUGGGCAAUGAGCUUAGGGGUAUAAGUGAUGAUGCUCUAGAAUUGUCAGAUUUGCACUGCAGCAUUCCAAUGAAAGGCAUGGUGGAUUCGUUUAAUGUAUCUGUUGCAGCUGGAAUCCUCAUGCACCAUGCUGUUUGUGAUAGAGUUUCCCGCCUGGGCCAUCACGGUGAUCUCUUGCCUGAAGAAAAUAGGAUAUUGCUUGCUGAGUUCUAUCUGCGACACAGAGAAAGCACGGCUACUAUAGUUCAUGAAUAUGCCAAAAUGAAGGCAGGAAAAGUUAUGACCAGACUUUGAAAACAUCCUGAGAAGCUGAGUGACGUGUCUGCCAAUCAAGUCUUGGAUUAUCUGGUGCAUUUUUCUAACAGAAAACGAGGCUAUUUUUUCCUGGAGUUUACCGCUGAUCCCUACCAGAUUGCUGGGAAGACGAGGAUCCAAGCCCAAUCAUUGAGCAGAGCUGUUAACGAUUACGCAUAUGGUUUUCAGUGACGUGGACUUUUGCUCCCAAAACAGUCGCCCGUUAACUAUUUUUGUAUGUUUUUGUUAGGAUGAAAGCUUAAUAUGUUUCCACUUGUUUUUCACAAACGUUGGCGGUGGUUGGGUUUGGGCGGCAACGCUCCAUGUUCUACAGACGGUUACGACCGGAAGCUUGGUGUAACCGUACCAGUAUAACCUGUCCUUGGAGGGUUGAGAGCUUGAGAUGUAAACGAACUGCACUUGUCUACGGCAGGAUGAUGCGUCUGUAACGC
Messenger RNA from Zea mays, 1557 nucleotides. RefSeq lists its product as uncharacterized. Gene Ontology annotation, biological process: tRNA guanine ribose methylation. Bases 62 to 1105 code for a protein of 347 amino acids. Gene Ontology annotation, molecular function: RNA methyltransferase activity; RNA binding. The record is from RefSeq and is marked predicted. Lineage: Eukaryota; Viridiplantae; Streptophyta; Magnoliopsida; Poales; Poaceae. The transcript is spliced from 6 exons.